Molecule: messenger RNA, 2497 nt
Organism: Paramecium octaurelia
Lineage: Eukaryota; Ciliophora; Oligohymenophorea; Peniculida; Parameciidae
Source: the annotation of a GenBank genome assembly
AUGAGUGCUAGUACUACAAAAAAGAAGUUGAACAUAAAUUCUCAACCUUUUAAUAUUGAAUAAACUGAAAAGCAACCUCAUCCUUCUCUUGUACAUACAUCAAAGCCUUAUCAACCCAAAAAUGAAAUUCAAGAAUAUUUCCCGUAAAAGAGUUAUACUCCUUUUGAUGAGCUGGCUCCUGAUUUCAACUAUCAUAAGUCCACUUAGCAUUAAUAAGAACCUGCUUAAGUCGCCAACUUAACUCAAGGAGCCAAAGAAAAAAAAAAACUUAGAAAGACUCAUUAUGAAUUUUAAGUCGACCCUAAUUUAGCAGAGAAGGUACCUUUUUAGAUUAACUUAAAAGAUUGAUUAAAAAAGCAAAGAGGAAUUGGAAUAGCAGAAACUAGAAGAAUAAAGGAAAUUGGAGGAGGAGAAAUUAAAAUUAGAAUAAGAAGAGCUUCGAAGAUAAGAAGAGUUACUCAAGUUGGAAGAGUUAAGAAAAUAAUAAGAAGAGAAUCGCCAACCAAGACCAUACACAAAAGAGUAGCUUGAAUCCAUGUUUGCAAACUUGAAUGAUUUUUAAUAUUUUGAAAGUGACAAUAAUUGGAUCAAAAUCAAGGAUAGAAAACAUUUUGAUUAUAAAGAAUUCAAACGGUACGAACAAAGAAAAGACAGCAAAAUCCCAACCCAAAAGAAGGAUACCAAAACAGAAAUCCAAUUGGAUAGACAACCAGUGCAAUAGAAUGAGCCCCUGUAAAAAUUUCCGAAAAGAGCUCAAAUCUCUAUUUAAGAAUAACUCUGGAAGGAUAAAUUGAAAUAAGAAGCUUAUGCUUGGUCUUAGAUUCUUGACUCCACUCCUGAAUAAAAGAAAGCCAUCGAAAAGGAUCUCAAGUAUAGGCUGAAUCAAUUGGCUCCAGAUAAUGAAGGCCAAGUUUCCAAAUACAUUAUUGAAAUCAUUGAAUAAAAGUAUACCUCCUUUAAUAUUUAUUAGCUAAGAUUUCAUAGACUUUCUGACUGAAAAAAUAAUUGAAAAAGCCCAGAUUGAACCGAAGUACAGGGGACUCUACAUCAAUUUAUGUUCCAAAUUGGCUACUCUACCCUCUUUGCAAUUGAAGGUUCAAGAUAAAAAUGGCAAGACAAAACAACAAUCCAAAUUCAAAGCGUCUCUAUUGAAUAGAGUCUAGAAAAUGUUCAACAGUAGAAAGACAAUGGAUUAUGACACCUCUAAACUGAAACCAGAAGAAAAGAUAUAGUUCCACAUGAUGAGAAAGAAGAAGAUUAUGGGAAGUAUGACAGAUAUAUUAUCCUAUAGAUGUUAGAUUCAUUGGUGGAUUAUAUUUAACUUCAUUAUUACCUAUACAAGCCUUAUCCAGUGUAUUGUCAGAAUUAAUAGGAGAGUACCUUAUUGGUUAUGUGCCCAAUGGAGACACUGCUGAUGAGUCUUUGGAAGGAUUGAUUGAACUUAUAGAUCAAAGUAAUUUUCAGAAUAUAUAAAUUAGUUGGUCAAAGUUUUAAUUAGAACGAAAGAAUAACUGAUGAAGCAUUUAUUACUAAAAUUGGGUAGACUCUGAAUGGAUAGAAAAAGUCACUUGAUUAGAUUGAAGGCCUAUUUAAGGAUAUAAAAAAACAGACAGUUUUAGAUUUGAUGUAGAAAGUCUUUGAGAAACUUUUGGAGAAUUAUCAUUUUUCUUAAAGAAUCAGAUUGCUCAUUGAGAAUUUAUUAGAUAAAAUUAAAAAAGGCUGGCAAGGAUCAUAUGCUAAAAAGGAAGAAUUGGCAGAAAGUGCCUAAAACAAUAAUGAACAAGAAGAAGAUGAUCCAUUGGAACUGCAAUUGAGAGAGGCUAGACAAAACUCAGCAAAGAAGGAGAAUUCAUCCAAUGAGCUGGAUUAGAAAAUAAGAGCAAAAGAUAUAGCCAUGUUUGUGAGUAGUUCAUUUUAAUUUGACCCAGUUAAUUAGAUGGAUAAAUUAAGAGGCUAGUUAAAGUAUAUCAAACUUGAAGCCCCUGAAUUAAUGAAAGUCUUCUUUGAAACCUUCUUUUAGAACAUGUUAGCUUGUAUUUCUUUAUAACAUAUUCACUUUAGCAAAAUAAGUCAAACAGAAUAUUGAGAGAGCCCAAUUAGUAUUCGAUUUAUUAGUUAUGGAAGAAGCAGAUGAAGAUGUGGUCUCAAAGGCACUUCAAGAUGUAAUUCUUAUAUUCAUAUCUUAAGGUUUUGGAUGAAGAUUUAGUCUACAACAUCAGUGAAUCUAACACAUCUUGGAAAUUAAUUACCAAUAUAUUGUCUUACUUUAUUCUUGAAUAAAAUUGGAAUGCAUUGAAGAAGCUUUGUCUAAAGCCUCUUCUUGAUAUCGAAGAGUUUAAUGAAUUUUUGAUUAGAGUAGGAAAUCAACUAAUCAUCUAAAUCCCAGAUUAAUCAGGUAGAGAGUUGAUUAUCAAGUAUUUUAAUAUGCUCAAACAAGAUCUGGGCACUUAAUUAAAUUUUGAUUGAAAUAUGUUUCCUAUAUAUCAUUUAAGAUUGC